UGCAGUUAACCUUCCUUUGUAAAAACUAAAAAGUGUAAAACUAAAACCCGCGAAAAAUAAAAAACCCUGCAAGCUAUGCUUUCUUCAUCUUCUUUCUCAAAAUCACAAAACACAUAGACCGAGUUACUAAAUGGAUCCUCCGCUCCCAGUCGCAAAUGACCUCGGAUUCCGGGUCGGGUUCUCGGGUCACAGCGGCCACCUCCGAGUGGAGCCGGUCACCACCGUUGAGCGCCCCAACCCUCUUAGGUCCAUUCCCGAUUUCGUUCUGCCACCUGCAUUUCCCAGUGAGACCCCUGAAUCUAUAAAAAACUAUAUAGAAGAGACAUAUCUCAAGCCAAGAUUGGAUCCUGAUGAGUUUUCACCAGAAAAAGCUGGGAGGCAAUGGGAAUUUGAUUGGUUUGACAGGGCUGAGGUUCCUCUAGAGCCAUCAUUACCACGGUCUGUUGUAGUUCCAAUUUGGGAACCACCAUUUCGACGAUCAAAUAGUGAAUUGGUUAAAGGAAGAUGGGAACCAAAAUUUGAGGAGGUGGAUGUAUCAGAUCUAACAUCAGGAGCUGUAGAAUCUGGGCCAUUGCCCCGUACUUCUGCGAAGGACUUUGUUAGAGGAAGCAUCAAUAAUCGGCCCUUCCGCCCAGGUGGUUUGGAUGAUUCCCAAGCAAUGGAAAGAGUUCUUCCGGAAGGUGCUUCAAAUGGUGACUGGGUGCAUGAAAUUUUGAGUGGUGGGUCGGCUCAGACAAUCCCUCCCAGCUUAAAGCAUGGAGUGGACCUUGGUGCGCUCAAGCCAUAUCCAUACUCAUGGACUGUUUAUGAGGAUACCAAGUCAAUCAAGAGCUUGUCGGUUGAAAAACUGAGGGGACUAUCUGUUCAAUUUGAUGACCUAUUUAAGAAGGCUUGGGAAGCUGAUGUUGUUGAAGAACAAGAGGAGGAUGCUACUAAAGAACAAGAGGAUGGUAAUUUAUCUGAAGCGGAGACUGUUACCUUGGAAAUUGAAGCUGGGACGGCUGAGGAAUUCAGCCAAGCACAUGACAACGAAAUAUCACUUGAUGAUAUUCUGUCAGCUGACUCAGUGGAAUCAAAACUGCAUUUGGAUGGAUUCAGAAAUGAAGUUGGGCAGCAGAAAGCUUGGGCUAUGCAUGAGGCCAGUGGACGAAUUGCAGAACGCUUUUAUGAACUCGUUCCUGAUAUGGCACUUGAAUUUCCCUUUGAAUUGGAUUCUUUUCAGAAGGAGGCUAUUUAUUAUCUUGAAAAAGGGGAAUCUGUUUUUGUGGCUGCUCACACAUCAGCUGGAAAGACAGUUGUUGCUGAAUAUGCAUUCGCUUUAGCAUCAAAACACUGCACUAGAGCUGUGUAUACUGCUCCAAUAAAAACAAUCAGCAAUCAGAAAUACAGAGAUUUCUGUGGGAAGUUUGAUGUUGGGCUUCUUACUGGCGAUGUAAGCUUGAGGCCUGAGGCUUCUUGUCUCAUUAUGACCACUGAAAUUUUAAGAUCGAUGCUGUACAGGGGUGCUGAUAUUAUUCGUGACAUUGAAUGGGUAAUAUUUGAUGAGGUUCACUAUGUCAAUGAUGUUGAAAGAGGUGUUGUUUGGGAAGAAGUAAUUAUCAUGCUUCCAAGGCACAUCAAUAUCAUCCUCCUUUCAGCCACGGUACCUAAUACUGUUGAAUUUGCGGAUUGGAUUGGUAGGACAAAACAAAAAGAGAUCCGUGUCACAGGGACAACAAAAAGACCUGUCCCGUUGGAGCACUGCCUAUUUUAUUCUGGAGAACUUUACAAAAUUUGUGAAAAUGAAACAUUUCUGCCUCAGGGAUUGAAAGCUGCAAAAGAUGUUUCAAAGAAAAAGAAUUUGACAGCUGGUGGUUCCGGGCCAAAGACGGGGACUUCAGCAGGCCGUGACAAUGCCCGAGUUCAAAAACGGGAUAAUACAUCUCGAGGAAAACAGCAUGGGAAUAAUUUCUCUGGAACUGGCAGAGGCUAUCAGAAUAAUGGCAAUGGCCAGAACAAUUGGGAACUGAGGAGAGCAGAUGCUUCAAUGUGGUUGAUGCUGAUCAACAAACUCUCCAAAAAGUCAUUGUUGCCUGUUGUUAUAUUUUGUUUCUCUAAGAACCGCUGUGAUAGAUCAGCUGAUAGUAUGACAGGAACUGACCUCACAAGUAGCUCAGAGAAAAGUGAGAUUCGAGUUUUCUGUGACAAAGCAUUUUCACGACUAAAGGGUUCUGACAGAAAUUUACCGCAGGUUGUUCGAGUCCAAGAUCUUCUUCGUAGAGGGAUUGGCGUCCAUCAUGCUGGCCUCCUUCCAAUUGUAAAGGAGGUUGUUGAAAUGCUAUUUUGCCGUGGUGUUAUCAAGGUCUUGUUUUCAACGGAGACAUUUGCAAUGGGAGUAAAUGCACCUGCUAGAACUGUAGUCUUUGAUGGUCUAAGGAAGUUUGAUGGGAAGGAAUUCAGGCAGCUAUUACCAGGAGAAUAUACUCAAAUGGCAGGACGUGCUGGCAGAAGAGGACUUGAUAAGAUUGGUACUGUCAUUUUAAUGUGUCGUGAUGAACUCCCAAAGGAAAGCGAUCUAGAGCAUGUUACUGUUGGAAGUGCAACUCGUCUGGAGUCUCAGUUUAGGCUAACCUAUAUUAUGAUCCUACAUCUCCUUCGAGUUGAAGAAUUGAAGGUCGAGGACAUGCUAAAAAGAAGUUUUGCAGAAUUCCAUGCUCAAAAAAAACUUCCAGAAAUGCAACAACUUUUGAAGUUAAAACUUAAUCAGCCCACAAAAGCUAUUGAAUGUAUAAAGGGCGAACCAACCAUUGAAGAAUACUAUGAUUUAUAUACAGAAGCUGAGACAUACAGCAACCAAAUAUCAGAGGCAAUAAUGCAAUCGCCUAAUACACAACAAUUUCUUACAACUGGAAGAGUUGUAGUCGUGAAAUCAGAAUCAGCCCAAGAUCAUUUGCUUGGGGUGGUUGUGAAAACUCCUUCUCAAACUAACAAGUUAUAUAUUGUUUUGGUGAUUAAACCUGACAUGCCAUCCUCAGUGGAAAAUGCAAGUGGUGGUGGUUCACAGAAUCAAAGUAAUGCAUUUGACCAAGGUUAUUUUGUCAUGCCAAAAUCAAGGCGUGGUAUAGGAGAUGAAUAUAUUACAUCUGUUUCUGCCCGCAAAGGAAGAGGUGUCAUCAAUAUCAAAUUGCCGUAUCUUGGUUCUGCUAGUGGAAUGGGCUAUGAAGUCCGAGAAGUUGAUAGCAAAGAGUUUCUAUGCAUUUGCAGUAGCAAAAUUAAAAUUGACCAAGUUGGACUUCUUGAAGAUGUUAGUAACUCUGUUUAUGCAAAGACAGUUCAACUUCUUCUGGAAUUGAAAUCAGAUGGAAAUAAGUAUCCUCCAGCUCUGGAUCCUGUGAAAGAUCUUAAGCUGAGAGAUGUGAUACUUGUGCAAACAUACCACAAGUGGACUAAGUUGUUAGAAAAGAUGUCUCAGAAUCCGUGUCAUGGGUGUAUAAAAUUGGAAGAGCACCUAAAGUUAGCUAAAGAGAUGAAGAAGCACAAAGAAGAAGUACAUGCUCUUCAGUUUCAAAUUUCUGAUGAUGCACUUCAACAGAUGCCUGACUUUCAGGGCCGGAUAGAUGUGCUGAAGGAAAUUGGAUGUAUUGAUGAAGACCUUGUUGUUCAAAUGAAAGGACGUGUCGCCUGUGAGAUGAAUUCUGGGGAGGAGUUGAUUUGCACUGAGUGCUUGUUUGAGAACCAACUGGAUGAUCUUGAACCAGAAGAAGCGGUGGCAUUAAUGUCUGCUUUUGUAUUCCAGCAGAAGAACACAUCUGACCCUUCACUCACACCGACACUGGCCAAAGCAAGACAAAGAUUGUACAAUACAGCAAUAAGGCUUGGGAAACUUCAAGCUGACUUCCAUCUGCCAAUAAACCCGGAGGAGUAUGCCCAAGAAAAUCUCAAAUUUGGUCUCGUUGAAGUGGUUUAUGAAUGGGCUAAGGGUACUCCGUUUGCCGAUAUCUGUGAACUUACAGAUGUUCCUGAAGGUCUGAUAGUAAGGACAAUUGUCAGGUUGGAUGAGACCUGCCGCGAGUUCAAAAACUCUGCCGCUAUUAUGGGGAAUUCUGCUCUCUGCAAAAAAAUGGAGAUAGCUUCUAAUGCAAUAAAGCGUGACAUUGUAUUUGCAGCUAGCUUGUAUAUUACAGGCGUAUGAUCAUUAUUGCAAACGUUAAUGUUAGGUUUAGUAAUGCUUGUACAUAAUGAAUUCAUAGCAAUUCUUGUAGCUCCUUUUGUAUGUACCUUACCACUUCUUUUA
This is a messenger RNA of Arachis duranensis, 4273 nucleotides long. Its product is annotated as DExH-box ATP-dependent RNA helicase DExH11. Gene Ontology annotation, biological process: nuclear-transcribed mRNA catabolic process, 3'-5' exonucleolytic nonsense-mediated decay. The record is from RefSeq and is a predicted model, not a curated record. The transcript has 23 exons. Lineage: Eukaryota; Viridiplantae; Streptophyta; Magnoliopsida; Fabales; Fabaceae. Bases 131 to 4171 code for a protein of 1346 amino acids. Gene Ontology annotation, cellular component: Ski complex. Gene Ontology annotation, molecular function: RNA binding; ATP binding; RNA helicase activity.